This is a messenger RNA of Python bivittatus (Burmese python), 2335 nucleotides long. RefSeq names its product quiescin sulfhydryl oxidase 2 (gene QSOX2). The record is from RefSeq and is a predicted model, not a curated record. Gene Ontology annotation, cellular component: Golgi membrane. Lineage: Eukaryota; Metazoa; Chordata; Lepidosauria; Squamata; Pythonidae. Gene Ontology annotation, biological process: protein folding. Gene Ontology annotation, molecular function: protein disulfide isomerase activity; flavin-dependent sulfhydryl oxidase activity.
AUGUUAAACAGUGUGCUCUUCACAGCACCUCAACAGAUGGAGCUGGUUCAGGACCCAAAGGAGAACCAGAUUCAUUUGACAUUCAAGUUAAAGCAAGUCAGCGCCAUUCCUAUGAUCCCUGUCCACACCUACAAACAUUUUCCCCUUUGGGAAAUCACACACAAGGCUGGGGGUCCAGGGUCUGCACAUCUGGCACGGCUGUCCCCGCAGCAGGAGAGCGGCCACGGCAAAGGGGGACUCCUGGAAGAGUGGCUGGUGCAGUUUUACUCCUCGUCCUGCGGACACUGCGUGGCCUUCGCGCCCACCUGGCGCGCCUUGGCGGGGGACGUCCACGAGUGGGAGCCUGCCAUCAGAGUUGGUGUGCUGGAUUGUGGAGACGAGAAGAACUUUGAACGGUGUAAAGAGUAUGGAAUUCAGUAUUAUCCCACUUUCAGGUAUUUCAGAGCUUUUACCAAGCAGUUUACGGUUGGAGAAGAUCAGCAUGCGAGCUCAAGUCGGGAUCCUCAGGCCAUCCGCAAGACGAUUAUUGAUUUUCUGCAGAACCAUUCCCGAGAAGCAAAACCGCCGGCUUGUCCUGCUUUGGAAUCAACCGCGCCAGAAGAAGUGCUUUCCCUUUUCAAUAAACGCAGUCAGCAUUACACCGCGGUUAUUUUUGAGAGUGGGAGCUCGUAUAUUGGGCGAGAGGUGAUCUUGGAUCUGAGCCAGUAUGAAAACAUUGCUGUAAAGCGAGUUCUAAAUUCCGAGGCAGCUUUUCUUGAAAAACUUGGUAUUCCUUCAGUCCCUUCAUUGUACCUGACUUAUCCCAAUGGAUCCCAUGGACUAAUCAACAUUUUGAAGCCUCUUCGGUCUUUCUUUUCUUCCCAUUUAAAGUCACUCCCUGGGGUUAGAAAGAAACUUGCUUCUCCACUUCCACUUCUCCAGCAAAACAGAGAAGAAAACGUGGACAUCAAGGAAUGGAAAGAGUUUGACCAGUCCAAAUUAUAUAUGGCUGACCUUGAAUCUGGGCUGCAUUACUUGUUUAGGGUAGAACUGGCCACUCACAAAACACUAGAAGGAGCUGAGCUGAGGACCUUGAAAGAUGUCGUUAUACUCCUGGCCAAGCUCUUUCCCGGCCGUCAACCCGUGAUGAAGUCACUGGAGACCUUACAAGUGUGGCUGCUCAGCCUCCCGUUGGAGCGAAUCCCCUACGAUGCCAUCUUGGACCUGCUGAACAACAAAAUGCAGAUCUCAGGGCUGUUUCUGCCCAGCCGCGUCCAGUGGGUCGAGUGCCAGGGCAGCCAGCUGAGACUGCGAGGUUAUACGUGUGCCUUCUGGAAGCUCUUCCACACCCUAACGGUUCAAGCAGCAGCACAGCCCAGGGCCUUGCUCAACACAGGCUUUGAAGACAAUCCACAGGUGGUUCUCCAGAUCAUGCAAAAAUACGUCCAGGAUUUCUUUGGCUGCCGAGCCUGUGCGCAGCACUUCGGAGAGAUGGCCAGAUUGUCUUUGGAUUCUGUGAAGACCUGGGAUGAAGCCGUGCUGUGGCUCUGGGAGAAGCACAAUAUUGUGAAUGCCCGACUGGCAGGCGAUUUGAGUGAAGAUCCCAAAUUCCCCAAAGUGCAGUGGCCCACCCCAGCUCUUUGCCCUGCGUGCCACAGAGAGGCCAAAAGCGCCCCUACCUGGAACAAGACGCAGGUGCUCCAGUUCCUGAAGCAGCAUUAUGGCAGCCACAACAUCGUGGAGACCUACGUCGAGGAAGCAGAUGUCGAUGAACGAGACCCCCAAGGUGGGAGAGAGGCACCUAAGAAGGAACCUCCAAGGGAGGAGGACAAGGGCCAAGAUCCAGAAAAGCCCUUGGAUUCAAGGUCCAAAGCCAAGCAGGAAGACCCAGGGAAAAGGGCAGCUGAGUCAGCUGUCAAUAAGGAAGAGAAGCAGGCGGUGUCGUUUUUGGGAAUUGGCUUCUCCAACAUCGACAUGAGCCUGUGCAUAGUUCUUUAUGUAGCAUCAUCUUUAUUUUUAAUGAUCAUGUUCUUUUUUUUCCGGGUGAGAUCCAAGCGCUGGAAAGUGAGAUAUUACCGUCCCUACGUAUAGCGGAUAAAGUGGAAGUCAACUUUCUGCCUGUAAAUGGCUCACUUGUACUCACCUGCAGCUGUAAUGGCAGGGAAUCAGGGAAUUUUUUUACAGCGCAACGUUUUUCAUUUUGAAAAGGUGCUGUUCCUCCUCGUUCUCAUUUACUGGUGGUCUGUUUCCCAACUGUUGGACACUUUGAAUUUGGAACAGUUGCCUGGAAGAACAGGAAAGCUGGUGUGUACCACACAGGUGUUAUUCUGAAGAAACAUUAAAAUGUUUCUGGUGA